Babesia bovis T2Bo is the source of this 1139-nucleotide messenger RNA. RefSeq names its product putative mitochondrial carrier protein. Lineage: Eukaryota; Apicomplexa; Aconoidasida; Piroplasmida; Babesiidae. The record is from RefSeq and is a predicted model, not a curated record. Gene Ontology annotation, biological process: mitochondrial transmembrane transport. Bases 141 to 983 code for a protein of 280 amino acids. The transcript is spliced from 2 exons.
GUUCUUUGUGGACUACAAGAAUUCAUUUAUGAUGCGCUUUAACAGCCGUUGGUAAUGUGGUAAUUACACACGUUUUGGCAGACGAUUGCCACCGCGGUUGUAUAAAGCCAGGAAAGUUGUGGUAGCGUCGGUUCAAUAAUAUGGAUUCUUCUGAAAGCACUCAUUCCGGUGCUGAUACGCGCAAAAUAUUGAAGGGAACCAUGAUUGGAGGAGUUAUGGUUUCAUCGAUUUGUGUCCCUACUGAUGUCAUCCGCAACUAUUGGUAUUUUAACCCUGCCUUAAAAGGCAGGCGUGGCAACGUUUCUACAUUAGGUGUUGCUCGUCAAAUUUAUGCUAGACACGGCUUCCGUUCAUUUUUUACUGGAUUUAAUAUUACAUUAUUUAACGUUAUAGGUGGUCAGACCAUAUUCUUUUUGGUGUAUGACAAUUUGAAGGUACAAACCAGUUCUCCUGUUGCUAGCGUUUUAGGUCGAAUGGCUACGUUAUUUGUGAUGCAACCCUUUGAGUGCCUCAGGACGUAUAAACAGGCUAAUUUGACAGAAACCACAUCAAGUUAUAUCAGUGGCACUCGAGGAGUACAGAAAUAUCUUUCUCUUUAUAGAGGGCUUACAACAACCAUUAUUCGGGACGUCCCAUUUUCUGCUAUUCAUUGGCCUGUGAACGACUGGUUAUAUCGUCAAUUCAUCACAAUGAGGGGUAUAUCGGUUAGUGACCUCUCAAAGCGAGAACGACUUUGGAUAUCGUUGGUUACUGGGUCAAUGUCUUCCGUACUUGCUUGUACUAUAUCGCAGCCUUUUGACAUUGUGAAGACGAAGAUACAGGCCACAACCGAUAGAAGUUGCAAGAGAACGACUAGUAGUGAACUUCGUCGGUUUUUCGGUCAAUAUGGUUUCAGAGGCUUUUUCAUAGGAUUGACUCCGAGGUUGCUGAAGGUAGUUCCUGGUUGUGCUAUCAUUUCAGGUUGUCAUCGCUAUUUCAAUUAAGACAGCGGUAUAUAUAGAGCCUCAUUUUGAUAUCGCAUUUCUUUUUAACACCAAAUGUCCAUCGACACCAUACAGUGUCACUUUAUUUUUCAGAGCUAAAAACACACACAUGUGAAUUUUCGACCAUCAUUUUGUACUUUUAAAUAUCUUGUGUGU